UUUGUGGUUGAUCUGGCCGAGCCGCUGGUGUCGCCCGAUACUCUGAAGGUGUUUUCGCUGACCAGCAAGCAGCAGAUCAUGCUGGGCCUUUCGGCUCGGCAUGCGUAAGAUCAGAACUGAUUCCAUCUCAAUCUGCAAGAUCGUCGACGGCAUAUCCCUGACCCUCCAGGAGCUCGAGUCGACUAUCCCUGACCAUAUCACGCCAUAUGUGCUCCUGUCGCUGAACAAGAUUCGCAACGAGCCAUCGAGCUCGACCGGAGCAAUCCUCACUUUCCAUCGGUUCGUGCUGCGAUAUGCUUGUCGAUACACAUGGCCAGGCAAGUCGGCCGACCAGCUCCAAGUUCACCAUCACUAUGUUCGCACAUUUCUGAGCUCGCUGAACGAGCGAAGCGACAGAGCCAUUCAGCUUAUGGAGGAGCUCGGGAACUAUAGCCUUCAGAUCGACGACUAUGGAGAGGCGCUUCAGAUGUUCCAGCGAUGCGAAAACAUACUCUCCGGCCGUGACCCUGGGUUCCUGGCGGCGGAUGCAUUCUGCACCGUGGAUCUGGCCAAGGUGCGAAAGCGCAUCGGUGUCUGUCGACAUGUCUUGAACAUGGCCUCCGAGUCGUCCGGAGCGGAAAAUGCGAUGAGCAGCAUCUACAAAGCUCUGCAGUCGGGCUGCUACUAUGACGAUAUCGUGAUGCACUUGGAGAGCGGUCUCGUCGCCGAGACAAUCCCGGCAAGCUUGAGGCAGUAUCUGGGUGAAGCUGCACUUGAUGCUGGCAGCGUCGAUGUUGCACUUGGGAUCGCCCUUGUCAAUGCAUUCCAGUACUCUGCCGAAGGAGCUGAUGCGAUGAUGAAGCAGCUGUCUCCGCGUCUGAUUGUGACGCUGAGGCACUCCGCCGACCCAAAGCAUGUGUUUGCCUGUUUCUUUUCCAAGAUCGAGAGGCACCGACUCCAGUCAGCAUCUACAACGGCCGAUGUCGUAUCGAGCUUCGUGAUCCAGUUUUGCGAUGCUAUCGACACCGUGCCGUUGUGGAAUGAGCUGUAUCAGCGAAAGUCCAAAUGUGGUCCGUUCACAGCCGAUCAGAAACAUCGGAUCGACAGGAUGGGCAAGAUCGCUGCGCCCGUAACUGGUGAUACCUUUUCCGAGGCACUGCUCAAUCUCGCCUUCCUCAAGCCGCCACUCUCGGCAGAUAGCAUUCUCGGCGAGCUGAAGAUGCUCAACAUUUCGCCCCAGGUUUCGAUCCCGUAUCUUUGCUCGAAUGCCCGUCUGUUCUACGAUCAGGGGCUGUACAUCGAAGCGGAAACCGCCAUCCAGGCAGCGUCCACAAUCCAUUCCAGCGGGCUCUAUGAUAACCCAAACAUCGGGGCACUGAUCCGUGAGCUCUCCGAGAAGAUCAAGAUCAUGCAGCUCUUCAAUCUCUACGAGGAGAGCCGUGGGGGACGCAAUGCAGGCGUUGUCCACAAUGCGAUUGUCAACCAAUUUGUCUCGCCUGACUUGGUGCUCGAUGUUGGCAUUUUUGUGAGUCAUCGUUGCUGCAGCGCUAGCUUUAUGGUCGAGCUUUCUAAUCGAUUCCUCAGGGUCGAGCUGGACAACUCAUUCCAGGACACAAAGUCGUAUCUGCAACGCCGUUUGCAGCUGAUCAAAGGACAGCUGCCAAACAAAGGUAGAGCUAGAGACGCUAUCAAUCAAGCCAUUGCCACACAGCUACCGGCGCACUUGUGCAAUAUCGAGUCCAUGUGCCCUUGCUAAGCUUGAACAGAAGUGGAUCGGCCGCUAAUUCAUCCAUGUUUGGUGGCGAU
Molecule: messenger RNA, 1785 nt
Organism: Polychytrium aggregatum
Lineage: Eukaryota; Fungi; Chytridiomycota; Chytridiomycetes; Polychytriales
Exons: 11
Coding region: 101-1735 (544 amino acids)
Source: RefSeq, a predicted model, not a curated record